Molecule: messenger RNA, 1953 nt
Organism: Arabidopsis lyrata subsp. lyrata
Lineage: Eukaryota; Viridiplantae; Streptophyta; Magnoliopsida; Brassicales; Brassicaceae
Product: pentatricopeptide repeat-containing protein At3g13150
Exons: 1
Coding region: 151-1737 (528 amino acids)
Molecular function (GO): protein binding
Source: RefSeq, a predicted model, not a curated record
GUCCAGUGAGAAAGAACGGCACGCUGUUCUAUUUUGUUAAAACAAGACGCAUUUCGCAUUUUCUGCAUUAAGACCUAGCCGGAGCCAAACAGUCCAAAACCCUAAAACCCUCACACUCAACUCCGACAUUUUCACCACCUGCACGAAGCUAUGAGCAAGGUGGGCUCGUCACUGUACACUCGCCUCCAUGGAAUCUUCAAAAAAUCUUCAAUCGCCACCGCUAAGUCCGCAAAACCCAGAAGCCAAACCAAAUCCAACAAAUUCCCUAGUAAAUUGAAGGCAUCCACCGCUUCUUCCGCCUCUGUAGGAGACGGAGGCAAUUUGUCGAAUGACGCCAAGGAAUCGAAAAAUUCGAAAUUGACGAAGAAAGUAGAGAAGUUCAAGAGAUCUUGUGAGUCGGAGGGUUUCCGGCAAGUCCAUGGACUCUACAGUGCGUUUAUUCGCCGUCUCAGGGAAGCAAAGAAGUUCUCAACGAUCCAUGAAGUUCUACAAUACCAGAAGAAGUUCGAUGACAUAAAGUCGGAGGAUUUCGUUAUCCGUAUAAUGCUUCUUUAUGGAUACUCAGGAAUGGCUGAGCAUGCGCAUAAGUUGUUCGAUGAAAUGCCUGAGCUAAACUGUGAACGAACUGUGAAGUCAUUCAAUGCGCUUUUAUCGGCUUAUGUUAAUUCAAGGAAGCUUGAUGAGGCCAAGAAGGCCUUCAAGGAGUUGCCAGAGAAGCUAGGUAUUACUCCUGAUCUGGUUACUUAUAAUACCAUGAUCAAGGCACUUUGCCGUACAGGCUCUAUGGAUGAUAUAUUAUCUAUCUUUGAGGAGCUGGAGAAGAAUGGGUUUGAGCCUGAUUUGAUCUCUUUCAACACUCUGUUAGAAGAGUUUUAUAGGAGGGAAUUGUUUGUUGAAGGAGAUAGGAUUUGGGAUUUGAUGAAAUCCAAGAAUCUUGCUCCCAACAUUAGGAGUUAUAACUCUAGAGUGAGAGGUCUGACCCGGAACAAGAAGUUCACUGAUGCAAUUGACUUGAUCAAUGUUAUGAAAACUGAAGGGAUCUCCCCAGAUGUUCAUACAUACAAUGCUUUCAUCACGGCUUACCGCGGUGAUAACAACCUUGAGGAGGUUAUGAAAUGGUACAAUGAGAUGAAGGAGAAGGGUCUGACUCCUGAUACAGUGACUUACUGUUUGUUGAUCCCUCUUCUCUGCAAGAAAGGUGAUCUAGAUAGAGCGGUUGAGAUCUCCGAAGAAGCCAUCAAACACAAGCUCCUGUCUCGCCCGAACAUGUACAAACCCGUGGUCGAGCGUUUGAUGGGUGCAGGCAAGAUUGAUGAAGCAACACAGCUAGUGAAGAAUGGCAAGCUACAGAGUUACUUUCGGUACCUACCAGACUUGUCCGCUGGUAAGAAGAAGACCACUUCCAGUCCGGUCUCUUCAAGUUCAGAGGCCACUUCCAGUCAGGUCUCUUCAAUUUCGGAUACCUCUUCAUUUCUGCUCUCUUUAAGUCUGGCGUCGGACUCUUCCAGCUCGGACUCUUCCAGCUCGGACUCUUUCAGCUCGGUCUCUUCGGAUCAGGACUCUUCCAGCCCGGUCUCUUCGAAUUCGGACUCUUCCAGCCCGGUCUCUUCGAGUCUGUACUCUUCAAGCCCGGUCUCUUCAAGCCCGGUCUCUUCGAGUUCGGACUAUUCCAGCUCGGUCUCUUCGAGAUCGGACUAUUCCAGCUCGGUCUCUUCGUCUGGCUUGUUUGACGAUUAAGAGUGCUUGAUCAGUGUUUGGCAACUGGUUUAACUGUCUUAAUGCGAUAUUAUGUUGGGCUCGUAUCUUGUUAUCACUACCAAUGAGUCCACUUGCAAGGAACAUGGUUAUAUUGGUCUCUCUUGUGAUUUUUUUUCAAUUUUUAUUAUUCGGAACUUUGAUUUCCUUUCUAAAUGUUAGAGAUUUUAUGUCUUGAAUAAAGUUUAAAUUUUCAUA